CGAACGGAUCACUUGUAUAAUCACUGCUGCAAAGGAGGAAAUGAUGAAGUGGAGUAUUGUUUUGGGGGUUUUCUUGCUUUGUUUUCUUGCUAAUAAUCUCAGCGGUGCCAGAUCCAUUCCUGAAGGGGUGCCCUAUGAACGGCCACCGGCUGUGCCCUACUGGUCAUAUUCCACCUCAGAUUUCUGGAACUAUGUGGAAUACUUCCGCAACAUUGGGGCCUACGACCAGAUCAAUGAAAUGGCCAGAACAUUCUUCGCCCAUCAGCAUCUGGGAGACACGCUGGGUUAUGAAGUGGCAGAGCAACAUGAACACUAAUUGGAUGUUAUUAGUUCAUCACUCAUAUUUUAGUUUGUGUUAUUAGAAACUAAUGAUAAUUUACUAAAUAUAACUAAACACCAUUUAUAGCCCUAUAAUAAAGAGUGUUGUGCCGUAUCCUUAAAUGUAUUACUACUAAU
Messenger RNA from Onychostoma macrolepis, 456 nucleotides. It is a transcript of the gene otos, whose product is annotated as otospiralin. Gene Ontology annotation, biological process: sensory perception of sound. The record is from RefSeq and is a predicted model, not a curated record. The transcript is spliced from 4 exons. Bases 41 to 316 code for a protein of 91 amino acids. Lineage: Eukaryota; Metazoa; Chordata; Actinopteri; Cypriniformes; Cyprinidae.